Messenger RNA from Closterium sp. NIES-65, 1233 nucleotides. NCBI's taxonomy places the organism in Eukaryota, Viridiplantae, Streptophyta, Zygnematophyceae, Desmidiales, Closteriaceae. The record is from the annotation of a GenBank genome assembly.
AUGCUUGCACGCUGCGGCAGCUUGAAGCAUCUCACGCUGAAAGGAAAAGGGGAGGCCAGAGAGAGUAUAUCGCCUUCUAAGUCGCCGCAGAAGCCGUCUUUAGAGUGCCGGGUGGCCAUGCUGGUGUGCGUGGAGCAGCAGGGGGUCGUUGGAGCGGAGAGUCGGGAAGGGGAGGACAGAGGGGGAGGAGGAACAGAUGUGUCCGAUGCGGCACCAGCAGCAGCAGCAGAAACACCAGAAGAAACAACAGCUGAAGGAGCCACGCCGAUAGCCACCCAAGAGGGGAUGAGGGGCAAAAGGAACCGGCGGUACUACCUGGAUAUCUGUACGGAAGCAGCAGCAGCAUGCUCUGACUCCGUCGCCGCAAUUGACGAGUCAAAGUCCGUGCUGACGACAGGUCAGUGGAAGCUGAGGAAAGCAGCUGAGGAAGCCCUGCAGACUCUCCACACGCACGGGGAGUUGGCCCUCGCGAGCAUCCGGCAUGCGGUCAUUGAGGUGCGGGCGGCCAUGUCUCUGUGCCGGUGCAUGUGGCUUGCUAUGGUCCACCUGGACGGCAGGGUUGUACGUGACAAGGCAAUGGCAAAGGUCUGCUCCACUGCUGAGUCUGCUGGGUUCUUCACUGCAGCAUUGGACCACGAGAGAGAGGAGGCAGAACGGGAGAGGGAGGGGCGGGGUGGAGGAGGAGGGACGGAGGUGGAAGAGCUGGUGGGGUUCGUCCCUGAGAGCAAGCUGCCAGCUGAUCUGGCGGAGUUGUCUUAUCCCUUCCCCUCUGCCUCACCUCGCAUGUGCCCCUCUCCCCCCAUCACACCCCUCCCUUCCCUUCAUUCAUCCUCCUCCCCCUAUCCUGUCCCAAGAAAUCCGAGUAGCGAGCCACAUUCCUUCAAAUCCCUGGCACGAGCUGCUGUGUUUGCAAGGCUCAAGAGCUUGGCGCUCGUGAACUCCUAUGGGGUGGGGGAGGGGCAGCUGGUGAGGCUGCUCAGUGCAUGCGGCAUGCUGGAGGACCUGCGGGUGGAAGGCAGUGACGGGUUCUCAGAUGCCAUCAUAGCACAGAGUAAAUCGGAGUUGCUGACUCGGUUGACUGUGGUGGAGUGCGGUGGAAUCACUGCAGGCGGCAUUGGAGGGUUGUUGGGGAAUGUGCCAAGGCUGCGGUAUUUGAAGGUGGAGGUGAGUAAGGUUUCUGACAGGGCUCGGAAGGAGUUGCUUCGUGCAGGAGUGGCUGUUAGGGGUGUGUGA